AUGGCAAUUAUCAAUGGUGUUAAACCCACCCCAAAUAACCAAGCUUUCAAAUGCAGUAAAAACGGUAAUCUUAAUUCUGAUAAUUUGCUAAAAGAACGAGAUGACACAUUCAAUGCACUUAAAAACCGUGGUGCACCAAAUUCAGCUUACCCUGGUUAUGAAAUCAGCACUGGUGAUGGAAUUUGGGUCACCUCGCUUUGCCCCCCACAUGCCCAGCUCGAACAUUGUCGGAGUUGUGUCAACACCACCAUCCCAUAUCUACAAAAAAAUUGCCCCAAACAAAAGGAAGGUGUCGCUUGGACAAUAUAUUUGAAAGUGUAUUGUAUGGUGCGUUAUGCAGAUAAUCCAAAUUUUGGAAAUAUUGCGGAAUGGGGUUGGUUCACUCCCUCGGCAACUCAUGCUCCAACUCCUGCUAACGCUGGUGAGUUGGAGAAGGCGUUGAAUGAUUUGUCGAAUCAGUUGAAGGAAAAGGCAAAGGGAGUUAAUAACAACAGAUACGGGACUGGGUCUAUAAAUUAUGGGCCAGGUUCCAAGACUUUAUAUGCGGCGAUGCAGUGUACUCGUGGUAUGGCAAUAGAGGAAUGUGUGAAAUGUUUAUCCGAUGCAACUAAUGAGAUCCAUAAGUGUUGUAGCAAGUUAAGAAAAACUGGUGGAAUAGUCUUGUCUAAUAAAUGUAGCUAUUGGUAUGAACAUUUUAAGUUUUUUCCCUAA
Molecule: messenger RNA, 711 nt
Organism: Helianthus annuus (common sunflower)
Lineage: Eukaryota; Viridiplantae; Streptophyta; Magnoliopsida; Asterales; Asteraceae
Product: cysteine-rich repeat secretory protein 38-like
Exons: 2
Coding region: 1-711 (236 amino acids)
Source: RefSeq, a predicted model, not a curated record